AGGAUGCUGUGCUUCUCGCUGCUUCUCUGUGAAUACCUAUUGCUGAACGGUUAUGCUCAUGACGAUGACUGGAUUGACCCCACAGACAUGCUUAAUUAUGAUGCUGCUUCAGGGACAAUGAGGAAAUCUCAGGCGAAAUAUGUUGUAUCAGAGAAAAAGGAUGUCAGUCCUGACUCAUCAAAUGCUGAUGAAUUGUCACAGUGUUAUCUCAGACUUGAUUCUUUAGCUCAUAAGAUUGAUGAGUGUGAAAAGAAAAAGAGAGAAGACUAUGAAAGUCAAAGCAAUCCUGUUUUUAGGAGAUACUUAAAUAAGAUUUUAAUUGAAGCCAGAAAGCUUGGACUUCCUGAUGAAAAUAAAGGUGAAAUGCAUUAUGACGCUGAGAUUAUCCUUAAAAGACAAACCUUACUGGAAAUACAGAAGUUUCUCAACGGAGAAGAAUGGAAAUCAGGAGCCAUGGAUGAUGUGCUAAGUGAUAUUUUAAUUAAUUUUAAGUUUCAUGAUUUUGAAACAUGGAAGUGGCAAUUUGAAGAUUACUUUGGAGUGGAUCCAUAUAACGUGCUAAUGGUACUUCUGUGUCUGCUCUGCAUUGUGGCAUUAGUAGCAACUGAGCUGUGGACAUAUGUUCGCUGGUACACCCAGUUGAGACGAGUUUUCUUCAUCAGUUUUGUCCUCAGUUUUGGAUGGAAUUGGAUUUAUUUAUAUAAG
Molecule: messenger RNA, 705 nt
Organism: Castor canadensis (American beaver)
Lineage: Eukaryota; Metazoa; Chordata; Mammalia; Rodentia; Castoridae
Source: RefSeq, a predicted model, not a curated record